GGGGUUUUCCACUGUAUGGGGAUUUUCACUGUAUGGGGAUUUUCAUUGCACAGGGAUUUCAAAUUGUAUUGUAGGGAGAUUGGCGAUUUGUAACGAAGCAGUUAAACAGAGGAGAGGUUUGAAAAAUCACACAAAUUCAGGAUGGAGCACAUUCCCCGUCUAUCAGACGCUGUCUAUGUGGGAAUGUGUCGUGAAGUAGGAACUCCUGAUGAAGUGAGAAUCAGGAGGGACGUGGAGGACACCGGUGAGGUGGUGAAAAGACCAGUGAAUAAAAUGAAUGGAUUACACAAAAUGAUCAGUGGCAGUCAUCGUGAAGGAUUUAGACUUAAAACAUCAGACAUAGAUUUCAUGCAUUGGCUCCCGCAUCACGAAGUGAUCUGUGAUCUCUCUCAGAUCAGUCUGUAUCGUGUCCCACAACACACCGUCAUUCUGAUGGAGUGGGAAGAUCUUCCACCGGGAUUUACCAGACUGCAGCUGAUGUCAGAUUCCCACAAUGAUGUUGUAAAAUCUUCAUGCGUAAUCCGAAAUAAUGAACAUUAUAUUUCUAGUAUGUUAUUUAAAACGGCUUUUAGUCAACUUUGUAUAGAUUCUAACCCUGCUUAUCAAUCGUCUGUCCCACAUGGGCCGUGCUUAUCGUUCUCACAAGGACAACAGGAAUGCGACUGUGCUUUUUGUUUCGCAUCUCAACACUGGCCGACACUAGCAACACCAUGGGUAGAAAGAUGUCGACAGAAAGGUUGGCCCUCUGAUGAUGUUUUACAUGAUAUAAUACAGUCCGGUUUUCAUGUCGUGCCAAUAGGUAGUGAUAAUGACAGGGAAGAUGAAUGGAGGAUUUCAUUUUCACAAGCAGAGCAAAAAUUAGUUUACGCAAUGAAUCAUUCUCAGUUUCUCUGCUACGGACUUUUGAAGAUUUUUCUAAAAGAGGUUAUCAAUUCCGGAAUCAAGGACCCUAUCCUGUGUUCAUAUUUCAUGAAAACUAUUCUAUUUUGGGUUAUUCAGGAGGAUGCCUCAUUGACAUGGACGCCCGAUAAUUUACUGCCAAAUUUUUGGAGGUGUUUCAAAUUGCUCAUUUACUGGAUAUCGAUCGCAGAAUGUCCAAACUUUUUCAUUCCCCAGAACAACAUGUUCAGAGUUAAAGUGAAAGGAGCAGCACAGAAUGCAUUGUUUAAUCGGUUAUAUGAUUUGUAUUGUAAGGGGAUACCAUGCCUUCUGUUAAGUCCUACACUCAGAUCUUACCUCAGUCAAGUCAUAUUAGAUAGAACAUUGACAGUAAGGACAGAUGAAGACAGUAUAAUACCCAGUCAUAGAUUAGACAUGCAGGUUUUCAAAGAAACAUAUCACUUAGUAGCUUCAAUAAGAAACAUGAAAUACUUCGCAAAUUAUAUGAUGACCAUUGAAAAUAUUAUGGCGAAAAGACAAAGUCCAUGUCACGUAGUGUGUAUUCAAAAGAUGACGUCAGUCGUACUACUCCGUACUGCCUGGUACAUUAUAAAUUACACAGAAACACAUAACAAAGAUAUAGCACUUGUAUCAAACAAAGUAUGUCACAUGUUAAAGAUAGCAUCACAGAUAGGUUAUGUGUCAGACAUACUGUAUCUAGCUAUGUACUACUACAGAACGUGUAGGUAUGAACAAUCACUGAGAUGUUUACAGAGAGCACAAGAGAGGAUGUCAGUACCCUAUGUUAUGUAUAGAGAUAAUGUCAAUGUAGAGAUGUACAGACGCGCCAUGACGGGAGUGUCACUGAGUGAUAAAAUGAGAAAGGCUGUAGUGAGUGACAUUAAACUAAAAAGUGAUUACACUUACAUUGAUGAGUUGUUGUUAGAGCAGACAGUCAGUUACAGGAAUGGUAGGUCUGCAUUAUACAUCCCACCUCUAGUGAUGUUACACAUGUUGUCAGUACUGAAUCACCACAGAUUACAUCACACACUAGAGUCUCACCAAGCUCUACAGAACCUCCAGACUCUGCUACUCAAUGAUGUCGGGGUCCAUGUCCCUGAACAACUCAGAGACAUAUCAUAUCAGAUACUGGGGAUCUGUCAACACGUCUGUGGGGACUAUGUGGGAGCCUUAAACUCGUAUCAGUAUUCACAUGAACAAUAUCAGCAUCACAAGAUUCAACAAGCAUCAAUUUACAGGAUACAUUCACUCAUUCAGACUUAAUUUAGUUACAUUUCAGAAAGUGAACUCAGACCAGACUAGGUUACGUUGUGUAUCUACAGUACGAUAUAUCACUGUUCGUUAUCUUCGCCUUUCAUGGAAUGUGUAAAUUUUAUCAACCAUCCAACAGAACUGCUCCUGGAGACGAGAUCUAGAGGAACUUAAGUGAAAUCUGUCUUUUUGCUAGUCAAUGUGUUAACGGAAAUAGACAAUGAGGUCAAUUCACUGAAUCCAGAUUACAAAAUCUUGUUCUGUGUUAUAUGAUAAAUGCAUACAAUAAAAAGAUGACAUUGUGUUA
Molecule: messenger RNA, 2458 nt
Organism: Ostrea edulis (European flat oyster)
Lineage: Eukaryota; Metazoa; Mollusca; Bivalvia; Ostreida; Ostreidae
Exons: 2
Coding region: 142-2163 (673 amino acids)
Source: RefSeq, a predicted model, not a curated record